Stylophora pistillata is the source of this 2121-nucleotide messenger RNA. Its product is annotated as F-box/WD repeat-containing protein 4. Gene Ontology annotation, cellular component: SCF ubiquitin ligase complex. The record is from RefSeq and is a predicted model, not a curated record. Gene Ontology annotation, molecular function: protein binding. NCBI's taxonomy places the organism in Eukaryota, Metazoa, Cnidaria, Anthozoa, Scleractinia, Pocilloporidae. Gene Ontology annotation, biological process: SCF-dependent proteasomal ubiquitin-dependent protein catabolic process.
AGCACAAAGUAUUAGCGUACACUCGAUGCAGAAGUUGUACAGUCUACUCUAACAGAUCUUUACUUUCUUUAGCAUGAGAAAUACAGCGAAGUCUUUGUUUGAAAAGGGGUUGGUUUCUUGUAGUUCGUCGUUGAUUUUCUUCAAUGCCGUCGAACCAGAGCGAGGCCAAAUGCAUCAUAAAUUUGAACACGUUGCCAGACGAUGUGCUCUUGGCCAUUUUACGUUUCUGUGAUACAAGAAGCCUGUCGGCGUUGUCUUGUGUAAGCAGGAAUCUGUGUCGUGUGGCGAAGGAUGUUUCCAUUUGGAGAAGAAUUGCUUUGCUUUGUGUCAACAUUCAUUCUUCUGACAAAACGGGUGCUUUUAGCUGGAAAGAGCUUUGUAGAGUCUCAUGGAACUGGAUACAUGGAUAUUGUAAAGACAGAUACAUAAUCAGGUUUAAAUGCAACCUUAUGCCAUGGAUUCAACUGGGAAGACCUCGGCAACUGUUUGUGGCCCAAGCCACUGAUAUUAUUGUGUAUCAGUUAAGAAAACACACAAAGGGGGGACAGUUUUUGUGGAAACCUUUGACAACCUUUGGUGGUCACCAGGGUGAUAUCAGUAAGUUUGUCAUCACUGAAGGGCAGUUGUUAACUUGUGGUAUGGACAAGUCAGUCCGCACUUGGAGUCUGGAAACGGGAUUAUGUAAUGGUGUGUACCUUGGGCAUACUGGAGAAGUUCACAGUCUAGACUGUUUUGGAGAAGUAAUAGUUUCAGGAUCCAGAGACAAAACCAUCAAGGUAUGGUGUCAGCAAACCCAAUCUUGUGUCCACACCAUUGAUAUUCAGGAUAAUGUUUGGUCAGUUUCCCUUAAUCCAAGCACCAGAUGUUUAGCUAGUGGAAACAGUGGUCAUACCAAAGGCAAUGCACCUUUACAGCUGUGGGAUAUCAACAGUGGAAGGUGCAUUAUGAAUCUGGUGACAGGAUCAACUCAAGCAGGAGCAGGGGUUCGUGGAAUCAAGUGGGAAACUCCCUUCACAUUACUGUCCUGUGGAUAUGAUACAACUGUUAGACUGUGGGAUACCAGACUUCAUAACCACAGUGCUUCAUCAUGUGUACUGAAGUGGGAAGACCCUCAUGACUCAGUGGUGUACUGGAUUGAUUCCGAUAACAAGUGGAUGGUGAUCAGUGGAACCAACCGAUAUGGAGUGGUCAGGAUUUGGGACAAAUGGUUUAGAAAGUGCCUUCAGGUUUGAGUGCAUAUUUUUUUGGUAAAAUGUUAUCAUGCCAGGUUUUGAAAUACCUCUUUUUCAGACUUGGUACAUUGUGUUAGCUGACAGAGGUCUUUCCCUAACAACUAUACCACUGUUUCCCUCUUAGUGGAUACUCAGAGAUCCAAUUUUUAGACCGUGAUUUUUCUGGUAGAGUUCGCUAAAACAAAUAUCCAAGGUGUUUUACUUUGAAUGUCAGAAAUUAAUAAACGCUUCUUGAAAAGGUGACAAAAUUGUGGACAUUUUUCAUCAUGGUGGUUGGUCUGCAGAACUGUGGUCAGGGCUGUGCUCUAGCAGUGCCCAGUGGCCCCUGGUGCCUUACAUUUGUACUUGGGCGACCUAGGAAUUUUAGUUUUUUCAUAAAAAGCAUAUGCUGGGCACCCUAGAUCUGAGCACUGGGGCUCUCUUCAAUUUUUCUUAGAGCACAGCCUUGCUGGUACAAGAGUUUGGGGUUGAUGCCCUGUCUUAGGUGAUUUUUUUCUAAGCCGGUGUGUGGUGUAGCAGUGCCUCUUUUUACUAAAAGUGUAAAUAUGUAUCUGCCAAGUGUUAGAAAAUUUGACAAUGUUCUUAGGAAUUUCUUGGAAGAUUAUGCUUAAUUGUAGUGGUAACUUCUUGCUGCUAAAAGUAGUUAGAACAUGUGGGUCUGGGAUUUUAAACUUUCUUUCCAGAUUUGUUGUAAUAUCCUUGCCAUUUAGUAAAUUAUCAUUCUUACUUGUGAAUUUCCCUCUGAUGGAGACAACGAUUCAUAUUUUUGCAGAUGUACUAAGCUGGCAGAAACUCAUCCAGUCCAGUGUACUCCUUGUCAUUCAAUAGAACAUCACUUUAUGUUGCUUUAGCCAGUGGUGUUCGAAUGUUGGAUUUCACUGUAUAAGUG